GUUGGAGCAGUGAGCAAUUCCUAGUGUUCAUUAUUAGUGAUCGUCCACAAGUGGAACUGUUCUGCGAAGAAUGAAUUUGCAUUUAAACAACACCUUUUGCAUCCUUCAGACUUUCCAAAAUGCCUCACAGCCAAUGGAGUACAGUUGCUGUGGUCAGGUGGCAGCCAUUUUGAGCACAGCAAGCUCCCACAAAGGUCAACGAGAACUCUCAGACCUCACACCAGAGGAACAAGAAGAGAUCCAGAGAGUCCGUAUACAUAAGGAAGAGCUUCAGAGCGACAUUCAGAGGUUGAAGAUGGAAAUUGCAGAAGUUAUCGCUGAGCUGGAGAACUUUAAUUACGCAGAGGAGAGCACAAUGGUCGAGAGGAACAAACUGAUGUCAGCGGGAAAAAAGAAAUUCAACAUGGAUCCCAAAAAGGGUAUAGAGUACCUGAUACAGAACAAAUUGUUGUCUGCGAAGGAGGAGGAUAUUGCCAAGUUCCUAUACAAGGGGGAAGGUCUGCAUAAAACAGCCAUCGGAGACUAUCUUGGAGAGAGAGAACCAUUAUACAUCAGGAUUCUCCAGUGCUUUGUAGAACUGCAUGAGUUUGCUGACCUCAACCUUGUACAGGCGCUGAGGCAGUUUUUGUGGAGCUUCCGAUUGCCAGGUGAGGCACAGAAGAUCGACAGAAUGAUGGAAGCUUUUGCAACGCGGUACUGCCAGUGCAACCCGGACGUCUUUCAAUCGACUGAUACCUGUUACGUGUUGUCUUUUGCAAUUAUCAUGUUGAACACAAGUCUACACAAUCCGAAUGUUAAGGAGAAACCAGCACUGGAGCGGUUCAUAACAAUGAAUCGUGGGAUUAACAAUGGAGGAGAUCUUCCACAUGAUCUUCUCAGGAAUUUGUACGAGAGCAUCCGGAACGAGCCAUUUAAAAUCCCAGAGGACGACGGGAACGACCUAACGCACACGUUUUUCAACCCAGACCGGGAAGGGUGGCUUUCGAAACUGGGGGGUCGAGUGAAGACAUGGAAACGCCGAUGGUUCAUUUUGACAGACAACUGCCUGUAUUACUUUGAGUACACAACAGAUAAAGAACCCCGUGGUAUUAUCCCAUUGGAAAAUUUGUGCGUGAAAGCAACGGAAGACUCCAGAAAAUUGAAUUGCUUUGACUUGUACAGCCCCAAUAGCAAAGGCCACACUAUUAAAGCCUGCAAAACGGACAAUGAUGGGCGUGUUGUUGAAGGCAACCAUCAGUUUUACAGGAUAUCGGCUCCUUCGAGGGAAGAGAGGGAUGAAUGGAUCAAAUCAAUCAGAGCUAGCAUCACUCGAGAUCCUUUCUACGACAUGUUGGCAGCAAGAAAGAAAAAGUUAACAGUCAAAUCCAAUUAAAAGGUUCUACAUUGUUCCUUACCGCUCAGAUGGAGGGAUAAAUAAGACAGGAAACUGAUGCAGUUGGUGGCUGCACAUGAUAGACCAUUCCAGUGGUUGGUGUUUGCACGUAUCCCUGAACGUUCCUCCCAUCCCAGAUAUUGGGAUGUUCGUAGGCUCCUGAAUCAUUUCAUUAUUCCGAAUUGUGGUUUGCACAUACUUUUGCGCUCUUUCUCUACUUCAGUUAUCAGGAUCAAUUCUUCAUACAUUACUGGAUCAGAUCUCCAUUAGACCUAUCAAGACUUGAUAAUAGCCACUGAUACUGCACUCCACUAUUUCAAAUACAGUUCAUGGUCCUAUUUCUUAUCAUAAUCACUGGGCUCCACUGACAUCAAUUGAAUUUUCUCCUAGAUAUCCCAUGUUUUAUGGGUCUAAUCACGUUGUCUGGGAUAACAUUUGAGUCCUUUGCCUCAUGUUCAACUGGAACCUUGUAGAUGAUCAGCAUAUUGUUUAACCUCUUAGUAUCCAGUUAAAAAUAUCAGACCUUGGUGAGGCCACACCUGGAGUAGUGUGUACAUUUUUAGUCUCCCUAUCUGAGGAAGGAUAUGCUUACCCCAGACUGCAAUGAAGGUUCACUAGACUGAUUCCUGGGAUGAGGAGUUUAUUCUACGAGAAGAGAUUGAGUAGAUGAGACCUAUGUUCCAUAGAAGAAUUUCGUAUUGAAACAUAUAAAAUUCUGCAGGGUCUUUGCAGGUAGAUUCUGGCUAGAGAGUCUAGAACCAGGACCACAGUGGCAGAAUGAGAAAUUGGCCAUUUUGACUAAGAUAAGGAAGGAUUUCUUUACUUAAAGGGCUGUGAAUCUUUGCAAUUCUCUACCCCAGAUGGAUGCGCAUGCUCAUAUGUCAAAUAUAAUCAAGAUAUAGGGUCAAUAAGUUUUUGGAUACUAAGGGAAUUACUAGGGGAUAUGGCGAUAGUGUGGGAAGGUAGAGUUGAGGUAGAAGAUCCGUUGCGAUCUUACUGAAUGGUGAAGCAGGCUCAAAGGGACAAAUGGUCUACUCCUGCUUCUAUUUCUUAUUGUUCUUAAAGAAUCGUAGUAUUUCAAAAUGUCCCAUUCCAGAGCCAAUAUGUUUGGACUGAUUAAGACAACCGUUGGCUUUUGGUGUGUGCUGUGAACAGUUUUUCAGCAUCAGAGAGCAUUGGCGACUAUAAUUCACUAUCGUUAGGACGUCUGUGGAUGGGACUGUGUAAUAAUGUACUUUAAUAACGAAAUUUGAUUAUUCCGAACUGUUGCCUUUUUUGUUACUCAAAGGCAACAGGUUCUACAGUUUGACAGAGCAACUUAAUUUUCAAUGUGUGCCUUGUUUUGGUAGCUACAUUUCUUGUAAUGGUCAUGUUUAUAGUCCUGUUAAAAAGUUAUGUAAUCUUGAAUUAAUAUGGCUGACAAACUGAUUUUGUGGAAAAUGAACAUUAGUUACAUUGCUGUAAAUAGACUAAUAAAUUUAUAUUUUGCAAAAAAAA
Carcharodon carcharias (great white shark) is the source of this 2869-nucleotide messenger RNA. Its product is annotated as cytohesin-2-like. Gene Ontology annotation, molecular function: guanyl-nucleotide exchange factor activity. Gene Ontology annotation, biological process: regulation of ARF protein signal transduction. The transcript is spliced from 13 exons. Bases 71 to 1372 code for a protein of 433 amino acids. NCBI's taxonomy places the organism in Eukaryota, Metazoa, Chordata, Chondrichthyes, Lamniformes, Lamnidae. The record is from RefSeq and is a predicted model, not a curated record.